Messenger RNA from Xyrauchen texanus (razorback sucker), 1247 nucleotides. RefSeq lists its product as uncharacterized. The record is from RefSeq and is a predicted model, not a curated record. Lineage: Eukaryota; Metazoa; Chordata; Actinopteri; Cypriniformes; Catostomidae. The coding region runs from base 42 to 812 and encodes 256 amino acids. The transcript has 6 exons.
CAGCCGUCAGAAUUCAGAAAUGCGUCUGUCUGCCUCAGGUAAUGGAAGACGAGGGUCAAAUCACGUUUACUCUAACAAUUUUACACAGAGUUCUCGCGACUGUCUUCAUAGACGGGAAGGAAACAUGGAGAAAACUAUUCACAGUUGGAAGUGUUGGAGAACUGAUUAACUCAGCCAAAACGGAGCUCUCUCAACAAUUUCAUUCAACAGAAGUAAGCCGGACUGUCACCACAACUGGUCUGCUGACACUGCUCGAGGAAAAGGCCCCUACAAUCUUGAGAGAACAUGAAGACACAAAGACAUUGUCAAUUUCUUUGAGAAAGUUACUUGUUAAAGUGACUGUGAGUGACCUUGUAGAAAAGCAUGGAUUCUAUCCAUCUGGUACAGAAAAGCUGGCACUGGCAAAGGAGAUUGUGUCACUGUUCCCCUCAUUAAGGAUUAAUGUCCCAUUUGGCGAAAAUGAAGGACAUGAGCAUUUUUUUGAUGGGCCAUCACACAGUGGAUUUAUAGAAAUGAGACUACGGAACAUCAGACGGAAACUUCAACAGAGCCAGCGGAUCUACAAUUUGAAACGACGUCUUCCUACAGACCAACCUUCUCUGCCGAUUACUGAUGAAACAGUGCCCACUGAGUGGUUGACCUUGAUAAAGAGGAUGCGACCCUCUCCAGAGAACUCAUCGUCAAUAAAGACUGCAAUUGACCAAACCUUCAGUUACCGUAGAAGAUGGAUAACGAUCGAAAUCGCCAACUGUUGGUCAAAUCUUCAAGGAAUAUCCCAGAUUUCUGGACAUGCCAGCCUUGGUGGACAUUGAAUUUUCCAAGAUGACAGAUGGGAAAGAAGACAUGUUUAUCAAGAAAUGGGAGGGGACGAUUAUCCCAAAACUCAAGGAAAUAGCAUCCUUUGAGAAAAAAAAUGUACAUCAGACACUUAUUGGAGAAAGCUGACAAUCAGCAGGAUGGUACGGUUUUAUAUGAUUAAUGUUUUGAAAUGCUUAUUUUUUUAUCAACAGUAUUUUUUACAGAAUGAAUUCCAUGUUAAAACCAGAAAAAAUGCAAAAUAAACAGUAUGUGAACCGUAUUCAAUGCUUCAGUGUGAUUUCAUGAUAACUACAUAUUGGCUAAAGAAGUUUUCUCAAGGUCAUGACAGAAGAGCAGACACAGCACAUGGUAAGCCUGAAUAUCAUGUGGAAAAAAGUGAUCAUUAAUGUUGUCUGUUUAUAUUUUAAAAAUUGAAUUCCUCUCUGAAG